This is a messenger RNA of Rhinopithecus roxellana (golden snub-nosed monkey), 5772 nucleotides long. It is a transcript of the gene LATS2, whose product is annotated as large tumor suppressor kinase 2. Lineage: Eukaryota; Metazoa; Chordata; Mammalia; Primates; Cercopithecidae. Gene Ontology annotation, molecular function: protein serine/threonine kinase activity; ATP binding; protein binding. Gene Ontology annotation, cellular component: nucleus; spindle pole. The transcript is spliced from 8 exons. The coding region runs from base 519 to 3710 and encodes 1063 amino acids. Gene Ontology annotation, biological process: G1/S transition of mitotic cell cycle; positive regulation of apoptotic process; peptidyl-serine phosphorylation. The record is from RefSeq and is a predicted model, not a curated record.
AGGAGCAGGGGCCGCCGGCGCCCCGCCCGGGCUGGUAUGCGGCCGAGAGUGACGCGGGAGGCGGGGUCACGUGACGCCCGUGGAAUGCCAACAAUGUAGCGAAUGUCCCACUUGGGUCUGCGCUUUGGAACCGCGGCGUGAGCGCCCCGGGAAGAUGGAGCAGUCGCCGUCCACGCCACCGCCGCCGCCCGGGGCUCCCCCGUCCCUGCGGGGCCAGCAGCAGCUCCAGCCACCAGUGCCCGGUCUCCCGGCACGCGAGGCCCGGGAGCCGCGGGCCAGGACGUCCCCGAGGGUGUAGACCGCGCCCCUGGAGAGAGUGAUGAUCUUCAAAAUGAAGACUUUGGAAAAUUUUAGGUUCUCCAUAGGAACUACGAAAAUUGAAGGAAAGAACAUUUUCAAAAGAAAAUUAUUUUGAAAGUAUGUUUACAACAAACUGAUACUAUUGACAGUUUUCUUAAAAACAAUAAUAAAACACUUUAAGAAGAUUGUAUUUAUGGUAAAAGGAAACUGGACUAACAAUGAGGCCAAAGACUUUUCCUGCCACAACUUAUUCUGGAAAUAGCCGGCAGCGACUGCAGGAGAUCCGUGAGGGGUUAAAGCAGCCAUCCAAGUCUUCGGCUCAGGGGCUACCCGUGGGCCCAAACAGUGACACUUCCCUGGAUGCCAAAGUCCUGGGGAGCAAAGAUGCCGCCAGACAGCAGCAGCAGAUGAGAGCCACCCCAAAGUUCGGACCUUAUCAGAAAGCCUUGAGGGAAAUCAGAUAUUCCUUGUUGCCUUUUGCUAAUGAAUCAGGCACCUCUGCAGCUGCAGAAGUGAACCGGCAAAUGCUGCAGGAACUGGUGAACGCAGGAUGCGACCAGGAGAUGGCUGGCCGAGCUCUCAAGCAGACUGGCAGCAGGAGCAUCGAGGCUGCCCUGGAGUACAUUAGCAAGAUGGGCUACCUGGACCCCAGGAAUGAGCAGAUCGUGCGGGUCAUUAAGCAAACCUCCCCAGGAAGGGGGCUCAUGCCAGCCCCUGUGACGCGGAGGCCCAGCUUCGAAGGAACCAGCGAUUCGUUCGCGUCCUACCACCAGCUGAGCGGUGCCCCCUACGAGGGCCCGAGCUUCGGCGCCGACGGCCCCACUGCGCUGGAGGAGGUGCCGCGGCCGUACGUGGACUACCUCUUCCCCGGAGUCGGCCCCCACGGGCCCAGCCACCAGCACCAACACCAGCACCCACCCAAGGGCUACGGCGCCAGCGUGGAGGCAGCAGGGGCACACUUCCCGCUGCAGGGCGCGCACUACGGCCGGCCGCACCUGCUGGUGCACGGGGAGCCCCUGGGCUACGGAGUGCAGCGCAGCCCCUCCUUCCAGAGCAAGACGCCGCCGGAGACCGGGGGCUACGCCACCAAGGGCCAGGGGGGCCCACCAGGCGCCGGCCUCGCUUUCCCGCCCCCCACCGCCGGGCUCUACGUGCCGCACCCACACCACAAGCAGGCCGGCCCCACGGCCCACCAGCUGCAUGUGCUGGGCUCCCGCAGCCAGGUGUUCGCCAGCGACAGCCCCCCGCAGAGCCUGCUCACUCCCUCGCGGAACAGCCUCAACGUGGACCUGUAUGACUUGGGCAGCACCUCCGUCCAGCAGUGGCCGGCUGCCACCCUGGCCCGCCGGGACUCCCUGCAGAAGCCGGGCCUGGAGGCGCCGCCGCGCGCGCAUGUGGCCUUCCGGCCUGACUGCCCGGUGCCCAGCAGGACCAACUCCUUCAACAGCCACCAGCCGCGGCCGGGCGCACCCGGCAAGGCCGAGCCCUCCCUGCCCGCCCCCAACACCGUGACGGCUGUCACGGCCGCGCACAUCCUGCACCCGGUGAAGAGCGUGCGUGUGCUGAGGCCGGAGCCGCAGACGGCUGUGGGGCCCUCGCACCCCGCCUGGGUGCCCGCGCCUGCCCCGGCCCCCGCCCCCGCCCCGGCCACGGAGGGCCUGGACGCCAAGGAGGAGCAUGCCCUGGCACUGGGCGGCGCGGGCGCCUACCCGCUGGACGUGGAGUACGGAGGCCCAGACCGGAGGUGCCCGCCUCCGCCCUACCCGAGGCACCUGCUGCUGCGCAGCAAGUCCGAGCAGUACGACCUGGACAGCCUGUGCGCGGGCGUGGAGCAGAGCCUCCGUGCGGGCCCCAGCGAGCCCGAGGGCGGUGAGAAGAGCCGCAAAAGCGCCAAGGGGGACAAAGGCGGGAAGGACAAAAAGCAGAUCCAGACUUCUCCCGUUCCCGUCCGCAAAAACAGCAGAGACGAGGAGAAGAGAGAGUCACGCAUCAAGAGCUACUCGCCCUACGCCUUUAAGUUCUUCAUGGAGCAGCACGUGGAGAAUGUCAUCAAAACCUACCAGCAGAAGGUUAACCGGAGGCUGCAGCUGGAGCAAGAAAUGGCCAAAGCUGGACUAUGUGAAGCUGAGCAGGAACAGAUGCGGAAGAUCCUCUACCAGAAAGAGUCUAAUUACAACAGGCUUAAGAGGGCCAAGAUGGACAAGUCUAUGUUUGUCAAAAUCAAAACCCUGGGUAUCGGUGCCUUUGGGGAAGUGUGCCUGGCUUGUAAGGUGGACACUCAUGCCUUGUACGCCAUGAAGACCCUACGGAAAAAGGAUGUCCUGAACCGGAAUCAGGUGGCCCACGUCAAGGCCGAGAGGGACAUCCUGGCCGAGGCAGACAAUGAGUGGGUGGUCAAACUCUACUACUCCUUCCAAGACAAAGACAGCCUGUACUUUGUGAUGGACUACAUCCCUGGUGGGGACAUGAUGAGCCUGCUGAUUCGGAUGGAGGUCUUCCCCGAGCACCUGGCCCGGUUCUACAUCGCAGAGCUGACUUUGGCCAUUGAGAGUGUCCACAAGAUGGGCUUCAUCCACCGAGACAUCAAGCCUGAUAACAUUUUGAUAGAUCUGGAUGGUCACAUUAAACUCACAGAUUUUGGCCUCUGCACUGGGUUCAGGUGGACUCACAAUUCCAAAUAUUACCAGAAAGGGAGCCAUGUCAGGCAGGACAGCAUGGAGCCCAGCGACCUCUGGGACGAUGUGUCUAACUGUCGGUGUGGGGACAGGCUGAAGACCCUGGAGCAGAGGGCGCGAAAGCAGCACCAGAGGUGCCUGGCACAUUCACUGGUGGGGACUCCAAACUACAUCGCACCCGAGGUUCUCCUUCGCAAAGGGUACACUCAGCUCUGUGACUGGUGGAGUGUUGGAGUGAUUCUCUUCGAGAUGCUGGUGGGACAGCCGCCCUUUUUGGCACCAACUCCCACAGAAACCCAGCUGAAGGUGAUAAACUGGGAGAACACACUCCACAUUCCAGCCCAGGUGAAGCUGAGCCCUGAGGCCAGGGACCUCAUCACGAAGCUGUGCUGCUCUGCAGACCACCGCCUGGGGCGGAAUGGGGCCGAUGAUCUGAAGGCCCACCCCUUCUUCAGCGCUAUGGACUUCUCCAGUGACAUCCGGAAGCAGCCAGCCCCCUACGUUCCCACCAUCAGCCACCCCAUGGACACCUCGAAUUUCGACCCCGUCGAUGAAGAAAGCCCUUGGAAUGAUGCCAGUGAAGGUAGCGCCAAGGCCUGGGACACGCUCACCUCCCCCAGUAACAAGCACCCUGAGCACGCAUUUUACGAGUUCACCUUCCGGCGGUUCUUUGAUGACAACGGCUACCCCUUUCGAUGCCCAAAGCCUUCAAGGAGCGGAAGCUUCACAGUCUGAGAACGCAGAUUUAGAAGCCUCUGAUCUGGUGGAUCAGACUGAAGGCUGCCAGCCUGUGUACGUGUAGAUGGGGGCCAGGCACCCCCACCACUCGCUGCCUCCCAGGUCAGGGUCCCGGAGCCGGUGCCCUAACAGGCCAAUAGGGAAGCCGAGGGCUGUUUUGUUUUAAAUUAGUCCGUCGAUUACUUCACUUGAAAUUCUGGUCUUCACCAAGAAAACCCAAACAACAAGACACUUUUGAAAACAGGACUCAGCAUUGCUUUCAAUAGGCUUUUCAGGACCUUCACUGCAUUAAAACAAUAUUUUUGAAAAUUUAGUACAGUUUAGAAAGAGCACUUAUUUUGUUUAUAUCCAUUUUUUCUUACUAAAUUAUAGGGAUUAACUUUGACAAAUCAUGCUGCUGUUAUUUUCUACAUUUGUAUUUUAUCCAUAGCACUUAUUCACAUUUAGGAAGAGACAUAAAAACUGAAGAACGUUUGAUAAGAAAUCUCUGUGCAAUAAUGUUAAAAAAAAAAAAAAGAUAACCCUCUGCUCAGUGUCACGGAGACCAUUUUAUCCACACAGUGGUUUUUGUUUUUUAUUUUUUCCCACAUUUCAACAUUGUGAUAUAAUGUUAAAAGCUGCUUUUUUUGGCUUUUUGCAUAUUCUAGUAUAAUAGGAAGUGUGAGCAAGGUGAUGUGGCUGUGAUUUCCGACGUCUGGUGUGUGCAGAGUACUGCAUGAGCAGAGUUUUUCUAUUAUAAAAUUACCGUAUCUUGCCAUUCACAGCAGGUCCUGUGAAUACGUUUUUACUGAGUGUCUUUACAUGAGGUGUUGCAGACAGUGUGCUGAUAAUGUAUUGUGUGGACAGCAGGUCCUGUGAAUACGUUUUACUGAGUGUCUUUACAUGAGGUGUUGCAGACAGUGUGCUGAUAACGUAUUGUGCGGACAGCAGGUCCUGUGAAUACGUUUUUACUGAGUGUCUUUACAUGAGGUGUUGCAGACAGUGUGCUGAUAACGUAUUGUGCGGGUGACCUCUUCGCUAUGAUUGUAUCUCUUACUGUUUUGUUAAAGAAAUGCAGAUGUGUAACUGAGAAGUGACGUGUGUGUGUGUGUCUUGGGUGUGAUUGGAUUCUUUUGUGGGGUGGGAAACUGAAACAUUUGUCAUAUACUGAACUUAUAUACAUCAAAAGGGAUUAAUACAGCUAUGCCAAAAAUUUUUAAAUUAAUCAUGGACACACGUCCAUUUCUCUAGUCCAUAUGCUCUUUCAUUCUUGGUAGAGCUGGUAUGUGGAAUGCCAUACCUCUGACCCUACUACUUAGCUUUUUACUGACAGACUGCCCACACUGAAAGCUUCAGUGAACGUUCUUAUUCCUGUUUUCUUCUGUUACCAUCAGGAAACUGAGCGAUCUAACGGUUCUCUCACUUUUUUUGUUUGUUUGUUUUAGUGUGCUUUGAAGUGUCAAAUCUUAAGUUGGUUUAAACAAUACAUAUUUCUAUCCUUUGUAAAAAAGCAAAGAUUCUUCAAAAUGACAUUGGAAUAAAAAAAUAAGCCAUACAUAUUUUCUUAGAAGUAUAGAUGUAUGUGUGUGUGUAUACACACACACACAAACACUAUUCCUUAUUUCAAAUUAGUAUGAUUCCUAUUUAAAGUGAUUUAUAUUUGAGUAAAAAGUUCGAUUCUUUUUUGCUUUUUAAAAAAUCUGAUGCUUCGUAAUUUUCAUUAUAUUAUUCCACAUAUUUUUCCUUGAAGUUCUUAGCAUAAUGUAUCCAUUACUUAGUAUAUAUCUAGGCAACAACACUUAGAAGUUUAUCAAUGUCUAAACUAAAAAAAUAAAGAUUCCUGUGUACUGGUUUACAUUUGUGUGAGUGGCAUACUCUGAAGUCUGCUGUGCCUGUCGUCGUGACUGUCAGUAUUCUUGCUAUUUUAUAGUCGUGCCAUGUUGUUACUCAUAGCACUCUGACAUACUUUCAUGUGGUAGGUUCUUUCUCAGGAACUCAGUUUAACUAUUAUUUAUUGAUAUAUCAUUGCCUUUGAAAAGCUUCUACUGGCACAAUUUAUUAUUAAAAUUUUGAAUCCAAA